UGGUUAGCUUUCAUUUCUUUUCUCUGAUAGACUUUUGUGUUAAUUAUAUAAAUUUAAGCGAUAAGAUCCUCUUUUGUUUUUUUUCUUUUGUUUUAGGUUAAAAUGGAAAAGUCCUCCAAGAGAAAGAUUGAUGAAGUAUGCACGCCUCCUGAAAAUCCAUCAUCAAAACCUUUGAGACCAGGGAUAGUUGAAUCAUUUGCCCAACCAUGGCAUCCUUAUUGCAACAAAGGCCCUGGCUUUGCAGGUUCAAGCAGCAGUAAUAGGGCACCGAAUAACCCAAAUCUCCAACUUUGCAAUCUUGAUAAUGUUGUGAAUUCAACUCACAACACAAGUGAUGUUGGUGUGAAUUCAAUUCUUAUUGAUCAACAAGAAGACAAUGCUGAUGAGAAUCUCAAAAAAUCGAUCUCAAGUCGAGUUUUAGCACAGAAAUCCAGAAUCAAGAAAGAACUCUAUGUGGUGAUUUUGGAAGGAAAACUAAAAGUUUUAGAGGAUGAGAUAGCUGAUCUUUUUCAAAAAAUUGAUGCCCUCAAAGAUGAAUAUCCUUCAUUGUUGCUAGAGCAGAAUAAACUAAAACUGCAAAUGGCUAUUAGUGAAAGGGGGAACACACUGCAAGAAUUGGAAGUGGAGAAGAAUAGAGUAGAAAUGAUGAAGUUAUCCGAGCUUCAAAUAGAACAAGCAAUGGAAAAACAAAUAAGGUUGCUGAGCAAUAUUGGCACUAAUGUUCAGCUUAUGUACAAAGCAAACAUAAAUCCUUUUGACCUGCCACAUUUUCUUUGCUCAAACUCAAAUCAAGUUCCAAAUGGAGCAGUGGCGACCUCAAGAACAAGGGAAAUUAAUAUAAACCUACAACCAGAGAAUCGGACACAAGUUUUGAUGGCUAAUAACAGAGGAGUAAGAAAUGAGAACCAAGUAGGGAUGGAAAAUUUGACUGAAAAUGGACAAGGGUCAACUCCAAAUUAUGACAUUGUGAAGUUAGAGCCAAGUGAUUAUUGAUGUUUUAAGUUACUCAGCUUAUAUUUUAUAACAUGACAAACUUUUAUAUUUUGUUAGAGGCUAACAAGAACGAAUUCA
Messenger RNA from Arachis ipaensis, 1071 nucleotides. NCBI's taxonomy places the organism in Eukaryota, Viridiplantae, Streptophyta, Magnoliopsida, Fabales, Fabaceae. The record is from RefSeq and is a predicted model, not a curated record.